AGCAGAACACGAUAUAAAUGAAAGGAUUGCAAAAACUGGUAAAUAUAACAUUCUUAAUAGAGUUAUCGAUGCUGAGAGGCCUUAUGAUUUCAUUAGUAUGAUCUUUGAAGGAGAAAUGCCUAUUCAGUGGGGUUGUCAUGUUAGAAUUACUCUUCAAAAGUUAAAAGGUCCAGAAG
Messenger RNA from Dentiscutata heterogama, 176 nucleotides. The record is from the annotation of a GenBank genome assembly. Lineage: Eukaryota; Fungi; Glomeromycota; Glomeromycetes; Diversisporales; Gigasporaceae.